GUUCUGUAUUACACAAAGAUCGCAUAUAUGCGGUCACGUGGUUUGCAGGACGUUUCCUUGUUUACAGCCGUGUGACUGAGCUGCUUGGAUCCCACACAAGGAUGUAGGGCAGUCAUGGCAUUUUUCAAGACUAAAGAGCGAACCAAGGAAAGAUUUUCUCUCUUGUUAUUGGAUUUGGAAGAGUAUUAUUUUGAACAGCACACUGCAUACAAUGUGUCAAAAGGCCCAGCUAAGAAGAGAAAAAUCCGAGGCUCAUUUAAGGUCUGUUCCAGAUCAGUCAUUUUUGACCCGGAAGAUUUUACGCAGCCAAUUUUAAAGAUUCCAUUGCGAGACUGUAAACAAAUUCAGUUGGUGGAAAAAGAGACCAACCCGUUCAAUGAACCCAAACCAUCCUCCAUUUUAAUUCACUGUGAACAGGUUAUAUACAUCAAAGAAAACUGUGUCGUUUCACCCUACAGAAACGAGCGGGGCGCGAAGACUGUCAACUUUGAGCUGGAAGUGUGGCGUAAAACCGAGGAUGUCGUUCAAACUUUACAUCAACUGCAUCGAGCAUCCUGUCUGGAAAAGCUUGGUGACCAGACCGCAAUGAUUACAGCCAAUCUUCAGUCCAGACUGGCCAGGACGGCGUUCGACAAGUUCUGCUUUCAGAGCGUAGCCGAGACGCCUCACAUGGAGUGCGCGGUGGAGAUGGUCCUGCCUCUGGUAUCCAAUCCCGGCCACGUCUGCGUUACAAACGAGAAUCUCUACUUUCAACCACUCAACGGCUAUCCGGAGCAGGUCCUUCAGAUCAAACUGCAUCAAGUCCGGCGGAUCUACAAAAGAAGACACGGUCUCAGACCCCUGGGGCUGGAAGUGUUCUGUUCCGAGAACGACUUCUGCUCCGACAUCUAUCUCAAGUUCUACAACGCGGCGGACCGAGAUGAAAUUUAUUACUUCAUUGCCACAUUCCUGGAGAACCACAUGACGGAGCACACAGCCGAGAGUUACAUGCUGCAGUGGCAGCGCGGCCAUCUGAGUAACUACCAGUAUCUGCUCCACCUCAACAACCUCGCCGACCGCAGCUGCAACGACCUCUCGCAGUAUCCCGUCUUCCCUUGGGUCAUUGCCGACUACACGAGCGCACAUCUGGAUCUGACAAAUGAAGCCACGUUCAGGGACCUCAGCAAACCAGUCGGAGCGUUGAACAAAGAGCGGCUGGAUCGGCUCCUGUGCCGCUUCCGAGGCAUGCCCGAGCCUCGCUUCAUGUACGGCAGCCACUACUCCUCUCCCGGAUACGUUCUUUUCUACCUGGUCAGAGUAGCUCCAGAACACAUGUUGUGUCUGCAGAACGGCCGCUUUGACCAUGCGGAUCGCAUGUUUAACAGCAUUGGUGAGACGUGGAAAAACUGCUUAGAUGGGGCAACGGACUUUAAAGAGUUAAUUCCGGAAUUUUACGGGGAUGACGCGAGCUUCUUGGAAAAUCACCUGCGCCUUGAUCUGGGUCGGCGGCAGAACGGAAGCUUUGUCGGCGACGUCCACCUCCCGCCCUGGGCCUCGGAUGCUCGGGAUUUCUUGCAGAAGCACAAGAUGGCGCUGGAGAGUCAGUACGUGUCGGAGCACCUGCACGAGUGGAUCGAUUUGGUGUUUGGUUUCAAGCAGAGAGGAAGCGAAGCAGUCGGGGCCCAUAAUGUAUUUCACCCACUGACCUACGAAGGCGGCAUCGACUGUGACAGUCUGGAGGACCCGGACCAGAGGGUGGCCAUGCUGAUUCAAAUACUGGAGUUUGGUCAGACUCCAAGGCAACUCUUCACCACUCCUCACCCUCAGAGGAUCGUGGCAAGGUCGCCCGACGUCAUCACCAGGAGUCCCAGCCUCACAUCGCCCGUCAGCGAACUCACCUCAGGCUCUCUGAAUGAGGACUCCUCCUUCGAGGACCUGACGGAGGAGAGCCGGAAGCUGGCGUGGUCAAACAUGGGCCGUCUGACACCGGCCUCCAGACACAAGAUCCAUAAAGACGCGGUGACGGCCAUCACCGUCACCCGAGACGGCGCUUCCGUUUUCAGCACAUCUCGAGACUCGACGCUUAAGAUGUUCUCCAAAGAGCUGAAGGACUUUCAGAGGAGUGUGUCUUUCUCCAAUAUGGCCUUGUCAUCAUGCCUGAUGCUGGCUGACGGUCAAAUGGUGGCGUGUUCCUCCUGGGACAAUAAUGUUUAUUUCUAUUCCAUCCCAUACGGAAGGCGACAGGACACGCUGAUGGGUCAUGACGACGCCGUCAGCAAAGUGCUUUGGUCCGACGACAAGCUCUUCACGGCGUCCUGGGAUUCUACGGUCAAGGUGUGGCAGUGUGAGCCUCACGUUUUGUGCGGUCGCAAGAGAUCACAUUUCGAGCUGCUGGCUGAGUUGGAACAUGACGCCGGGGUGAACGCUAUUGGACUGAAUCCUUCGGGGACUCUGCUGGUGUCAGGAUGCAAAGACGGGGCCGUCACCAUCUGGGACACGGACGCCUACCGAACCCUUCAGCAAGUCGACUGCCACGCUGCUACCGUCCACCGCGUGUCUUUCAGUCCAGUCCUUUUAACCAGACUUGAAGUAAGUAAGCAAGCAACUGACGACAAAUUCUCAAGUGGUUUCUUCUAUUUAGACAGUCGACACGUCCUCAGCAUUGGCGCCGAUUCCUUCAUGAAGGUCACCGACGUUCAGACGGGAAUGGUGAUCUCGUCCGUGAAAUCGGACGAGGAGCUCAGGUGUUUUCGCUGGGACGGAAACUCUGUGCUGUGCGGGGGCCAGUCAGGUGACCUCCUGCUAUGGGACUUGAUGAGCAACACCGUCACCGCCAGGAUCUCGGCACAUUCAGGUGCAGUCACAGCCAUGUGGAUGAAUGAGCUGCGUGCCACAGUGAUCACAGGCGGAGAGGACGGAGAGGUCAUCUACUGGAAGCUGCACGAUUAGUGCGCAGACUCUGAAGAACAUUUGGGGGAAAAAUGAAGCCACUGAUGCGAGGCAAUGGGAAAGCGUCGAGACCACCAAAUCUUCAGCACAGAGGGUCUACGUUGGUGUGUGGCAAUCUGGACAUUGAGAGAAAAAUAUCCAAAUGCAGUUUUGUCCAUGACAAAAAGAAGCUGCUAAUGCUUUCUUUUUUGCUGCUUUCUUUGACAUCCUGUGUUUCUACAGCUCCAUACUGUGGGCAUUUUUUUUUGCAGUAUGAAUGAUGCUUAGACUGUAUGCUGCUCAGAUGUUUAUUUGCAUGGUGAUACAAAAACAAAUCUUUGCCUGCUGCGCUUUUCUCCAGACCAGGGGUGUCAAAACUCAGCUCUAGACUGUACUUGCAUCCGAUUACAUUUCCAUGCACGAUUAUGAAAAUUGAGUCCAACUGGUCGUCAUUCCGAACGAGUGAAAUUGAAGUUGUCGAAUUACAGAUUGCCAGGUAGAUCUAGCAGGACGUGUGUGUGUGUGUGUGUGUGUGUGCAUGCGCAUAUAUCUAUCUAUCUAUAUAUAAAUAUAUAGAUAGAUAGAAAAAAGUACAUUAUACAGGAAUAAAGUUAUUUGAAAGCCAA
Molecule: messenger RNA, 3533 nt
Organism: Hippocampus zosterae (dwarf seahorse)
Lineage: Eukaryota; Metazoa; Chordata; Actinopteri; Syngnathiformes; Syngnathidae
Gene: nsmaf
Product: neutral sphingomyelinase (N-SMase) activation associated factor
Exons: 32
Coding region: 115-2928 (937 amino acids)
Molecular function (GO): protein binding
Source: RefSeq, a predicted model, not a curated record